Linum tenue is the source of this 2277-nucleotide messenger RNA. The record is from the annotation of a GenBank genome assembly. Lineage: Eukaryota; Viridiplantae; Streptophyta; Magnoliopsida; Malpighiales; Linaceae.
AUGACGACAGGCUUCUCCUUGCUGAACCCCAUCACUCUCGAAACAAUCCAGCUCCCCGCGCUGAACAACUCGACCGCCAGGUUCGCGAGAGGGGAGCUUACUUCCCCACCAAGCAAUCCCAACUGCAGGGUCGUCAUUGCCGCUAAGGAAACGCCACAACUCGCGCACUGCAAGCCAGGAGCGGACGAGGCAUGGUCCGUGCACACUUUUUCCGAAGAGUUCGGCGCUUUCUACCGUCUCGUGGCCUCCAACCAGAGCUUAUACGCCCUCACAACGAACAGCCAACUGGUCGAGAUUACAAAGGAUAGCUCCAACAACAGCCUCCUAGCUAGCUUGCUGGUCCAGAUCUGGCUGUCGCAGAUGGUUCCGCGUUAUAUCGCGAGAUUAGGACACUGGACCUUGGUUGAAUCCGGCGGGGAGCUGCUCUGUAUCAUCCUCUGCCAUCGCAAACACAGCGAUCGCGAGCUGGAUUUGGUGCUGGUUCAUAAAUUGGACUGGUCGUCCAUGAGCUGGGCGAAGUCCUUUCCGCCUUCAAUCAAUCUCUCUGGCAGAUCAAUUCCCGGGGAGAAUCUCAGUCCGGCGAACUCUCUCGACCACUACCGCGAUCGCCAUCAGUUCCGGCGGCACUCCGGAUGCAGUUCUCACCGCCUUCGUCAUCAGCGCCCUCGGCGCCAUCAAUCUCCGCCGCAUCAGAGUCAGCGGCCCAAACCAGAGACGUCAUCGAUUCCUUCGUCUCGCCGUCUCAGCCACCGUAAACCGCCGCUGCCGUCGGCGCCAAAACCAGUCCACCGCUGCAUAUCGAUUGCCAUCGCCAUCGAUCUGCCUUCGUCAUCAGUUGCCAACCACCAUCUCCACCGGUUCAGUCGUACCGUGGCCCAGUACCCGCCACAACCGCCGACUACCGUCGAUUCCUUGUCGCCACUUGCCGCCGCCGAUCUGUGCAUGCCGGCCGUUUUGAUUGGUGGAGUACCAGAGCUCAUCGAGGACGACGAACCACCACACCAUGUUGCCUUCAUCAAUUACCCAACAGCUCACCAAACCACUCCUCGUUGCAGCUUAGCUGGUGUAGAGACUAGUGAAAAAGACCCAGAGACGGUACAAGUUGAAGUGCAUAAUGUAACAGAUAGGCUGGAGGAGGAGGAGGAGGAGGAGGAGGAGGAGGAGGAGGCAUUGAUAUGGAAGCUUCCUAGGGAGAUGUUCACCAACAUAGCAAAUAAAUUGAUCGACUGUAGAAGCUUCCGCACUUGCUGCAGGACACUUAAAUCAGUCAUACCUCUCCAGCCUCCACCGUAUCCAUGGUUCUUCUACUUCAAGCACUACAAAGGGAACCUCAAUUUCCAGGACUUGAUGUACGGGCACACACACGAGAAACAAGUCGACGAUUCUCUUUCGACCGCAGAAGUCGUGUUCUCGAAGAAGUGUUGGUUGGUCAUGACGAUGAUGAAGCGCAUGGCGAAUCCGGAGUUGGAUCCGGAUCUGCCAGUGAGACUCCACAUUACAUUCUACAACCCUUUUACGAAGGAAGCUCGCACUGUUCCUGAGAUGGUACCCUAUCCUUGUUCCCCUUCGAGCUUCGGGAUCUCAGGUCCGCCUACUUCUCCGGACUGUUGUGUAAUUGCAAUGUGGGAAGAUUUACGAAAGGAGGUAGUCUUCAGUUUCAUGAGAUUGGAAGACCAAUGUUGGCAUUUUUUUCUUCGACCGCACGACCAGCACGAAUUCCAAACGAGCUACCACAACACUCCGGUUUUUCUCGACGAUAAGUUCUACUUCUUGGAUAAGGCAAGGAGACUGGGUGUUUUUAGCUACGGUCGUGGCUAUGGGAGCGAGUUCACAUGGACGUGGGAUGUAUACGAUUGGAAGCUACUAGGCAGAGUUGAUGAGCCGACUGAAGAUCUUUGUGAUGGUCGUGGACUCGAGUUGCAAUAUCUGGUGGAAUGUAGAGGGGAAAUCCUAGCAGUAUUGGUGGGCGACUUUGGCGAGUUUGUUCGAGUUUACAAAUUCAAUCUGGAACAUAAGGGAUGGUUGGGAGUAGAGGAUUUGGGAUCGCACAUGUUGUUUGUCAGCAGGACAUCGUAUUUCUCCUCUGUGGAAGAGGUUGCCGGGAUGGGGAACAAGAUCUACUUUCCUCGAGUAUCCACGAAGCAGCAGAGCAUGAUGUUUUAUUCGCUGGAUACGCGUAAAUAUCAAACGUUCGACUCUAAAGAUCACGCCAUGGAAGACUUCCAACCUACUUCUGAAGUUUGUUUGAGUGGUUGGAUUGAAACUGCCUUGAGUUAA